Ostreococcus lucimarinus CCE9901 is the source of this 831-nucleotide messenger RNA. RefSeq lists its product with no specific name. Lineage: Eukaryota; Viridiplantae; Chlorophyta; Mamiellophyceae; Mamiellales; Bathycoccaceae. Gene Ontology annotation, molecular function: GTPase activity. The transcript has a single exon. The coding region runs from base 1 to 831 and encodes 276 amino acids. The record is from RefSeq and is a predicted model, not a curated record.
AUGCCGUACGCUCAACUCGUCGUCGGUCCCGCGGGUUCGGGUAAAUCGACGUACUGUUACAACAUCCAUCAGCACUGCGCCUCGAUCGGUCGAACGGUGCACGUGAUCAACCUCGACCCGGCGGCGGACGACUUCCGCUACCCGGUGACUGCGGACGUUCGCGAACUCAUCUCCCUCGAAGACGUCAUGGAGGAGGAAGACCUCGGCCCGAACGGCGCGCUCAUGUUCUGCAUGGAGUACUUCGAGGAUAACAUGGACGAUUGGCUGGCCGAACAGCUGGAAGGGUACACGGAGGACGACAUGGUGAUCUUCGAUUGCCCCGGGCAACUCGAGCUGUACUCGCAUCACACGGCGUUUCGAUCGUUCACGAAACAGAUGAUGAACUGGGGGUGGCGAAUGGUGUGCGUGUACGUGCUCGAUUCGCAAUUUAUCACCGACGGCUCGAAAUUUAUCGCCGGAUGCUUGCAAGCGCAGAGCGCGAUGUUGCAUUUGGAGCUGCCGCACGUCAACGUGUUCAGCAAGGUGGACAUGUUGGAGGACAAGACGGUUUUGGACCCAUAUCUCACCCCAGAUCACACCGCGUUGGCGGACGAGCUCGAUGAAAGAAUGGAUCCAAAGUAUCGCAAGCUCAAUCGCGCGAUCGCGAGCGUCAUGGAGGAUUUUUCCCUGAUUUCAUUCGUACCGCUGGACAUUUCCGACGAAGACAGUUUGCAAUUCAUGCUGUAUCAGUGCGAUUGCGCCAUCGGUUACGGCGAAGACGCGGACGUGCGCACGAGCAGAGACGUGGAGCACGGCGAUGAACCAGACAUGAGCAAUCUGUCGCUCGAGUGA